Lycium barbarum (goji berry) is the source of this 1085-nucleotide messenger RNA. RefSeq names its product transmembrane emp24 domain-containing protein p24delta9-like. The record is from RefSeq and is a predicted model, not a curated record. Lineage: Eukaryota; Viridiplantae; Streptophyta; Magnoliopsida; Solanales; Solanaceae. Gene Ontology annotation, cellular component: endoplasmic reticulum; COPII-coated ER to Golgi transport vesicle; endoplasmic reticulum-Golgi intermediate compartment. The coding region runs from base 287 to 928 and encodes 213 amino acids. The transcript has 4 exons. Gene Ontology annotation, biological process: intracellular protein transport; endoplasmic reticulum to Golgi vesicle-mediated transport; Golgi organization.
AAGAAAAAAGAAAAAGAAAAAAGAAAAGCUUCCAAAGAAGUAGUUGUAGUUUACAAGAAAUCCUCCAAUGGUUCGAAGACAUAACCAAAUCAAAACCUUUUUCCUUUAACUCACAAUAACAAUCUUAUACUUCAAUCCAAGUUCUUGUUCACCUAAACAUCUAAGCCCCGUCUUUUUAUUUUUUUAUUUUUUUAUUUUGUUAUUUUUUAAACUCUUCUUUUAAUUACACCCCAAAUAAAUCCAUCAAUAAUUACUCUCUAACUCUCAUUUUUCCUCUUAAAAAAUCAUGCUCCCUGCAAAUAAAUCACUCCCUAUAUUUCUAAUCUUGAUAUUUCUUUCAACAAAAGUAAAUUCAGUACAAUUUGAAGUGUUAUCGGGUCACACAAAAUGCAUAGCUGAAGAUAUAAAGAGUCAUUCUAUGACUGUUGGAAAGUAUCAUAUUGUUAAUCCCAAUGAAGGACACCCUUUACCUGAUACUCAUAAAGUCACUGUUAGGGUGACAUCUACGUAUGGGAAUACCUAUCACUAUUCGGACAAUGUUCCUGAGGGGCAUUUUGCUUUUGAGACAGCAGAAGCUGGGGAUUAUAUGGCUUGCUUCUAUGCUGCUGAUCACAAGCCCCCUAUUCCUUUCACUAUCGAUUUUAACUGGAAGAGUGGUGUAGCUGCUAAGGAUUGGACCAAUGUUGCCAAGAAAGGCUCUGUUGAUCUAAUGGAAUUAGAACUGAAGAAGAUGUAUGAACACGUCCAAGACAUCCAUGAUGAGAUGUUUUAUCUACGUGAAAGGGAGGAAGAAAUGCAAGAACUGAACAGAUCAACCAACUCCAAAAUGGCUUGGUUGACUGGACUGUCAAUCUUUGUUUGCUUAUCUGUAGCAGGAUUGCAGUUGUGGCAUUUGAAAACCUUUUUCGAAAAGAAGAAGCUAAUUUAAUGUUAUUCCUGAUAUUUUCACUACUCUUAUGUUCGGGUAGAAUUUUUAUAGACAACACAAUAGUAGAAGGAAAGUUGUGUUUCAUGUACAAUUUGAUAGACAAUUAUAUUCUGAAAUGUAAGUGUUACUGUCAGAGCUCUGUUUCUGAUUGUUCCCU